Messenger RNA from Thermothelomyces thermophilus ATCC 42464, 820 nucleotides. RefSeq lists its product as uncharacterized. NCBI's taxonomy places the organism in Eukaryota, Fungi, Ascomycota, Sordariomycetes, Sordariales, Chaetomiaceae. Gene Ontology annotation, biological process: spliceosomal snRNP assembly; RNA processing. Gene Ontology annotation, molecular function: RNA binding. Gene Ontology annotation, cellular component: U5 snRNP; commitment complex; U2 snRNP. Bases 153 to 497 code for a protein of 114 amino acids. The record is from RefSeq and is a predicted model, not a curated record. The transcript is spliced from 4 exons.
CUGCGAGCUACACCAACUCGCAGUACCUUGGAUGCGGCGUCGUAAAAUCAAUGGCAGCAUAGUGAGGGAGUCGAUUGCAUCGCGCUUCAGCCAUCAGCCAAUCCACCUACAACCCACCCAACCGCCUCGCGACUCAACAGACGACACCCAAGAUGACGUCCAGCAUCGGCAUUCCGAUUAAACUUCUCAACGAGGCCCAGGGCCACAUCGUCACCCUCGAGAUCACCUCGGGCCAGACCUACCGAGGCAAGCUGAUUGAAGCCGAGGACAACAUGAACGUACAGCUCAAGGACAUCACGGUGACCGCGCGCGACGGGCGCGUCAGUCAUCUCGAGCAGGUCUACAUCCGCGGCAGCCACGUGCGCUUCUUCAUCGUCCCGGACAUGCUGAGGAACGCUCCCAUGUUCCGCAGCCGUAACGUCCGCGGAAGGGGUGUCGGUCUCGCCAGAGGAAGGGCGACGGUCAGCAGGGCAAGGGCUGGUGGUCGUGGGAGGUAAAAGCGUGUGUGUGGUUCUUUCUUCGGGGGUGCCAAACCAGGACGCGCAAAAGCUGGUCGUUGUUACGUUACGGUAAACCCGAAGAAAAAAGAGAAAAGAGGUCGACAUGUCUGGUCUGGCGUUCUGGGUUAUGCAGCAGUGGAGAAGCUCGAGAAGGUAUUGGGGAAAAUACAUACGGGGAUAUACGAGGGAGAAGGUGGAAAGAACAAGCAGUUUCCGGUGGUGGACAGGGGCUGGCUGCCGUGUGCGAAGUCGGGAGGAUGCACCUUCGCCAUUUGACGAGAGACUGACUGGCCCUGGGCGCUUAGGGUACGUAUCAUGUC